AUGGAUAUUCAUUUGGUUGAGGAAGGUCGUGGGAUUGGAGAUGACUGCAGUAACAUGGAGAAUUCCUUGGGAGUUGAAGUUGAUGGUGGAAUUGCAGAGCCAUGUGUUGGCAUGGAGUUUAACUCUGAAAAAGACGCCAAAUCUUUCUAUGACGAGUAUUCCAGGCAGCUUGCCUUUACUUCCAAGCCCCUUCCUAAACCCGAUGGCUCCUCCGUUACUGCUCGGGAAUUCGUUUGUUGUAGCAAAAGGUCGAAAAGAAGGCCUGCUGAAACCUGUGAUGCAAUGCUUAGGAUAGAAAUGAAGGGUGGGGGUAAAUGGCUUGUCACUAAGUUUGUUAAAGACCAUACUCAUGUCUUGGGAACUCCUAGUACACUCCACUGUCUUCGUCCUCGUAGGCAUUUUGCCAAUUCUGAAAUAUCUGCUGUACCCGGUAACUGUCAACAAGGGGUGAAUGUGCCUAGCGGUAUGAUGUAUGUUUCUAUGGAUGGGAAUCGCGUUCCCUUGGAAUCUAGUAACAGAGGAGCUCGAAAUGCGUCUUCAAACGCAAAGAGAACUAUGGGACGAGAUGCACAUAAUCUGUUGGAAUAUUUCAAGAGGAUGCAGGCCGAGAACCCUGGUUUUUUCUAUGCGAUUCAGCUUGAUGAAGAUAAUCAGAUGACAAAUGUAUUCUGGGCAGAUUCGAGAUCUCGGAUUGCUUAUACUCAUUUUGGCGACACAGUCACCCUAGAUACGAGAUACAGGUGCAAUCAGUUCCGGGUUCCUUUUGCCCCGUUUACUGGGGUGAAUCAUCAUGGUCAUACCAUCCUAUUUGGCUGUGCACUUAUUUUGGACGAGUCAGACACUUCUUUUAUUUGGCUAUUCAAGACUUUUCUGACAGCAAUGAGAGAUCAACCGCCCGUCUCUUUGGUAACUGAUCAAGAUAGAGCCAUACAGAUUGCUGUUGCUCAGGUAUUUCCAGGUGCUCGUCACUGUAUUAAUAAGUGGGAUGUGCUAAGAGAAGGUCAGGAAAAGCUGGCUCAUGUGUGUCUUGCGUAUCCCAGUUUUCAGGUGGAGCUAUAUAGUUGUAUCAACUUCACCGAAACGAUAGAAGAGUUUGAAUCAUCAUGGACUUCCAUCAUUGAAAAGUAUGACUUAGGAAGACAUGAAUGGCUUACUUCUUUAUAUAAUGCUCGAGCUCAGUGGGUACCUGUUUUUUUCCGGGAUUCCUUUUUUGCUGCAGUAUUUCCCGGCCAAGGUUAUCCGGGUUCUUUCUUUGAUGGAUGUGUCACUCAGCAGACAACCCUUCCGAUGUUCUUUAGGCUGUAUGAAAGGGCAAUGGAGAGCUGGUUUGAGAUGGAGAUCGAAGCAGAUCUCGACACUGUCAACACGCCUCCAGUCUUGAAGACGCCUUCACCCAUGGAGAAUCAGGCUGCAAAUCUCUUUACACGGAAAAUAUUUGCAAAAUUUCAGGAAGAGUUGGUAGAGACAUUCGCUUACAUUGCAAAUAGAGUUGAUGAUAAUGGUACAACCAGCACAUUUAGGGUUGCUAAAUUUGAAAAUGACAACAAAGCUUAUAUAGUGACUUUUUGCUAUCCCGAGAUGAGAGCAAACUGCAGCUGUCAAAUGUUUGAGCAUUCUGGCAUACUCUGCCGACAUGUUUUGACAGUGUUUACUGUCACAAAUAUACUCACUUUGCCACCACAUUAUAUUCUGAGACGGUGGACAAGAAAUGCCAAGAGUAUGGCAGGGUUGGAUGAGCAUGUCAGUGAAAAUGGGCAUGAUAGCUUGAUACGCCGCUAUAAUCAUCUAUGUCGCGAGGCCAUUAAGUUUGCCGAGGAAGGGGCAAUAACAACUGAAACUUAUAAUAUUGCUUUAGGGGCACUCAGAGAAGGUGGGAAGAAGGUUUCAGUUGUCAGGAAAAAUGUAGGUAGAGCUGCACCUCCUAGCUCACAUGGUGGUGAUGGUGAAACCUCACUAUCAGCUUCUGAAACAACCCCUUUGUUGUGGCCGCGUCAGGAUGAAAUGAUACGCAGAUUUAAUCUUAACGAUGGUGGCGCUAGAGCUCAAUCUGUUGAUGAUCUGAAUCUGCCGCGUAUGGCACCAGUGUCUCUUCACCGAGAUGAUGGUGCUCCUGAGAAUAUGGUAGCUCUUCCUUGUCUCAAGUCAAUGACUUGGGUGAUGGAGAGUAAGAAUACAGUGCCGGGUGGUAGAGUUGCAGUUAUAAAUUUAAAGUUGCACGAUUACAGAAAGUUUCCCUCGGCAGAUAUGGAGGUCAAAUUUCAGCUGUCUAGCGUCACACUUGAACCUAUGUUAAGGUCCAUGGCUUACAUUAGUGAGCAACUCUCAGCUCCAGCCAAUAAAGUGGCUGUCAUCAACUUGAAGCUUCAAGAUACUGAGACAACAACAGGAGAGUCAGAGGUCAAGUUUCAGGUGUCCCGGGAUACACUAGGUGCCAUGUUGAGAUCAAUGGCCUAUAUCCGUGAGCAGCUCUCUAUUGUUGGAGAGCUGCAGACAGAACCACAAACGAAGAAGCAACGCAAGUGA
Messenger RNA from Arabis nemorensis, 2523 nucleotides. The record is from the annotation of a GenBank genome assembly. Lineage: Eukaryota; Viridiplantae; Streptophyta; Magnoliopsida; Brassicales; Brassicaceae.